AUGGGUUGUGUUCAAAGGAGAGUUUCUGAAGCGAUAUUUUCCAAAAAUGUGCGUGGUAAGAAAGAGAUUGAGUUUCUGGAAUUGAAACAAGGGAACUCAAUUAUUGUUGAAUAUGUUGCUAAGUUCGAGGAACUUGUGAUAUUUUGUCCACACUACAAUGAUGCAAUUGCAGAGGUUUCAAAAUGUAUCAAGUUUGAGAAUUGGUUGUGUCCUAAGAUCAAGCAGGGCAUCAGGUAUCGAGAGAUUCGUCGAUUUCUUGAACUGGUAAACAAAUGCAUAAUAUAUGAUGAGGACAGUAGGGUUCGGUCUUCUCAUUAUAAAAGUUUGAGUGAGAAAAGGGGAAGGCGCCUGAAUUGUGAAAAGUUGUAUAGUGUUCUAGCUGACAAAGGGAAACAGAGAAUUUUAGAUGGUAGAAGGCCAAGUGCUGGGGGGGCUCUUGCUCCUAUCAAGUGCUACAGGUGUGGUGGUGCAGGACAUCAUGCUAAUGAAUGUAAAAGUGAUGAAAAGAAAUGUUUCAAAUGUGGGAAGUCAGGACAUUUGAUCGCUGAUUGCAAAACUAAUGUGCUUACUUGUUACAAUUGUGGGGAACCUGGUCACAUCAGCACCACUUUUCAGAAAUCAAAGAAAUCCCAGCUCGAGGGGAGGUUGAUUAGAGGUACAUGUUAUAUUCACGACAUUCCUAUGAUUGCUAUUAUUGGUACGGGUGCAACGCACUCGUUUAUUUCUGCUAAUUGUGUACGAAAAAUGGGUCUUGUUUUAUCUACUCUGAAUGAUGGACUAGUUGUUGACACUCUAGCUAACAGCGCAGUGACUACUUCUUUGUUUCUUGCUCCUAAAGAUAAACAAGAAGAUAAUUUUAUAUCUGCUAAAGAAUUGAAGGAAUUGUUGAAAUAUGAAGCUAAAGCAUUUGCAAUGUUUACCUCUCUAUCUGUGGAGAGUCAGGCGACUAUUGAAGGGUUACCAGUGGUGUGUGAAUUUCUAGAGGUGUUUCCAUAUGACAUGUUUGAAUUGUCGCCCAAGAGAGAGGUGGAGUUUACUAUUGAUCUUGUACCUGGUACUAUGGCGAUUUCUAUGGAACCAUACAGAAUGUUCGCAUUAGAGUUGAAAGAAUUGAAGAAUCAGUUUGAAGAUUAUGUACAAUCUAGUUUCAUUCUAGACCGAAUAUGA
Molecule: messenger RNA, 1167 nt
Organism: Lathyrus oleraceus (garden pea)
Lineage: Eukaryota; Viridiplantae; Streptophyta; Magnoliopsida; Fabales; Fabaceae
Exons: 3
Coding region: 1-1167 (388 amino acids)
Molecular function (GO): nucleic acid binding; zinc ion binding
Source: RefSeq, a predicted model, not a curated record